Messenger RNA from Sebastes umbrosus (honeycomb rockfish), 5604 nucleotides. RefSeq names its product serine/threonine kinase 35 (gene stk35). Gene Ontology annotation, cellular component: cytoplasm; autophagosome. The transcript has 3 exons. Gene Ontology annotation, molecular function: protein serine/threonine kinase activity; ATP binding. The record is from RefSeq and is a predicted model, not a curated record. Gene Ontology annotation, biological process: protein autophosphorylation; positive regulation of autophagy; autophagy. Lineage: Eukaryota; Metazoa; Chordata; Actinopteri; Perciformes; Sebastidae. The coding region runs from base 428 to 1747 and encodes 439 amino acids.
GUGUACCAUCAUAAUAAAAACAAACGUAACGUGCUCCUGCACAUUGGGCUCGUGGUAUAUUCUCCACCCCUCUUUAACCAUAGCUGGAUCUCCUCUUUGCUGUUUCCUCUCUCCACCAAUCAGCUUGCGGCUGCAGAGGACACCCCGCCCUCUGUUCUCUGUGUGUGUGUGUGUACUGUGGAUGUCCUAGUGGGAGCUGGAACAUUUUGUCUAUGAAGGUAAAUGAGUCGCCACAGCUGGGCAGCCAGAGGCACUGCACUCCUCCACUAUAGCUUUGUGUCACAUUACCAGCAGCAGAAAGGCUCCACUCUUGUUGACAGGCUGGCGUUUAACCUCCCAGAGCAGCAAGCAGACAAGACGUACAGGACGUCAAACUUCACUAGUUUAGAGUUUAGAGAGUAAUGAGAGAUAAACACGUCCUCCCUUCAUGCUUACUUUCAACAAAAAAGAAGUUAUGGAUAUUUGCGACGGGAAGAAGAGGAGACAGGUAAGCGGCGGUGGCGGUGUGCCUGUGCGGGGCUGCAGGCGGAGCGCGGCCGUGAAGAUGAAGAUGAAGGUGGGCAAAGUCCUCCGCUCCCUGACGGUGGAGGACAACAACAACCGCAUGGAGGAAGAGGAGGAGGACGAAGAAGAAGAGGACGACGACGACUGCUUCUCCAUUAGCUUCCUCCGGAGCGACCGGCUGCUGGAGCCCGCCGUGACGGUGUCUCCUCGCUACAGCCUGCUGCGGGAGGUGGGCCGUGGGAGCUACGGCGUGGUGUACGAGGCCAUAGCGCGGAAAACAGGAGCCAGGGUGGCGGUGAAGAGGCUCCAGUGCGACGCCCCGGAGAACGUGGAGCUGGCUCUGGCCGAGUUCUGGGCCCUGACGAGCCUGGAGAACCGGCACCAGAACGUGGUCCAGCUGGAGGAGUGCGUCCUGCAGAAGAACGGCCUGGCACAGAAGAUGAGCCAUGGGAACAAGAGGUCCAAACAGUACCUGCGCCUGGUGGAAACCUCACUCAAAGGGGAGCGCAUCCUGGGUCAUCCAGCGGAGCCGUGCUAUCUCUGGUUCGUCAUGGAGUUCUGCGAGGGCGGGGACCUCAACCAGUACAUCUUGUCCCGCCGACCCGACCCCCAGACCAACAGGAGCUUUAUGCGCCAGUUGACCAGUGCCGUAGCUUUCCUGCACAAGAACAACAUCGUCCAUCGUGAUCUGAAGCCAGACAACAUUCUCAUCUCACAGAAAUCUGGUACACCUGUUCUCAAAGUGGCCGACUUUGGCCUCAGUAAAGUUUGUGCUGGCGUAAACUCCAAGAACAGUGAAGAACAUCCUGCAUCGGGAGUGGGCGGCAGAGGCAGCAACCAGAACAACAUCAUCAACAUAAACAAGUUCUGGUUGUCAUCAGCUUGUGGCUCGGACUUCUACAUGGCCCCCGAGGUGUGGGAGGGCCACUACACAGCCAAGGCUGACAUCUUCGCCUUGGGCAUCAUCAUCUGGGCAAUGAUCGAGCGGAUCACUUUCAUCGACGCAGAGUCCAAGCGUGAACUGCUGGGCACCUACAUACGGCAGGGCACGGAGAUUGUCCCUGUCGGGGAGGCUCUGUUGGAGAACCCCAAGAUGGUUCUCCACAUCCCUCAGAAGGCCAGGAGCUCCAUGUCUGAGGGGGUGAAGAAACUCCUUCAGGACAUGCUUGCAGUCAACCCUCAGGACCGACCAGACGCCUUCCAGCUGGAGGUGCGGAUGGACCAAGUCACGUGUGCUGCGUGACAACCCCCACCUUCCCAAAACCUCCCCUUUUUUUACCCUAACCAGUCAAAGAAGGGACCCCUUUCCUUCCCAGCUUUGUUUACUACAUGGACGUGGACUCCAAUGGAAAAAAAGCAUCUCUGACAAACUGAACUGUGAAGAAUCCACAAUCAUGAUUUGAGCGGGAAGCGAUGGACUGGCUAAUGAUUCCAAAACUCUGGGACAGGAACAGUAUGCAAACCCGACCACAACAGUGCACUUCCAGCACCAUCCAGUUACAAUCACUGUCACCACGGAGCUGAGGACAUUUAACUGGUGGAUAACGUCAGUGUCUGAGCUGACUGGAUGUGACAACCAGGUUUAUGACAUUAGUUGUUUUAUAUAUUUUUUUGAUGUUUGUUCCCUAACAGCCCCAGUAUAGGCCUGCUCUUCCUUAACAUCUGUAAAGUACUUGGCUGUGGCACAGGUAACGUACUGGACCUGUACAGGCAUCAUUUUACUGAUGAUAGUCUGCGAAUAACUACGAACUCAGAUGACACUACCAGUUUGUCUUUACUACGCCGGCCUGUGCAACCCCCGUGCCUUAAAGAUGAUUCACACCAAGUGCAAUUGGAUGAACUAAAAUGAUUUAGUGGGUCACAGUGGAAACUCACACACCAAGACAGAAACUUCAUGAGGCUGGAACCACCUUUGUCUCGUGCAGGUUUCUGUCUGCAGAAAUGCGCAAUUGAAUAUUUUGCUUUCAAUGAUGUCACACUUUUUUAAAAAAAAAAAUUCCCCCAGGCUGCAAUAAUGUCAAGUGAGAAUGUGAUAAUUUGGUGGCCCUCCUCUACCCAAAAGCUCACCUGCGAUCAUGAUGCUGUAGCUGAAAUAAAUUAAACUAAAUGAAGAUAUUGUCAGACAAGGUUUACAAGGAUAUUUCACAAAUCUGUGCCACACGCCGGAGGCAGAGGCGGAACAAAUGUGAACAUGAACGGUGUUGUUUUGAAGGUGUUAUGUAGAAUUCACACCUUCAGAAGUAGCAGGCCUGUAUCAACUCCAUACAAUACUGUGCUAUUGUAACCAAACAAUGUCCAGCAGGGAAUUCAGAUUGGUUUUAUGUUCCUGUUGAAAUCCAAAGAGCACCUGUUGGACAAAUUGCGUAUAUCUGUUUAUCAUCCCUGCAAAGCUUGGUAUGAACAUAUUUGUUAAAUUAACGUAUAUAUGACCAAGAAACAAUCAUGAUCAUUGGGGUGGGCUAAUAAUGGCUGUUUUGGUAACUUUGUACUGAAUGUUUUUUUUACAUUGAGUUUGAGUGUGGCGUUUUUUUUAGGAGUGGAAUACAUACCACUUUCAAUGCAGUUCAAGAUAUCAAGUCAAUGGGUAACUUGCAAUUAUCUGUCAUUAAGAGAUACUGAGCAUCGUUCUGUACUCUACCUUGAGAGUUUGAAGGUUUCUGAUUGGUGUGAUAUGAAAAGUGUUUAAAUGGGUCAUUCUACGGGAACAACCUGAGCAGUAUUGAGACAUCUGUGGCUGAAUCUUUCUUUUGUAUCUCAUUUGGAAAAUCUCACAGGAAAUUUGAAGGUUUACCAUCUGGAUAUAAUAAUCCCCAAAAAGCAGCCACAUCCUAACUGUCCCUUUCUUCCUUUCCCUUCUUUACUGAAGUGCUUCAAAUUCAGGUAGUUGUUUGGUUGCAGCCUACUCUCUGUGUUGUGAGGAAAUCGUGGCUAGUUUGAAACUGUGAUUCAUGAAAACCGAUCACUACAUGUGCUCCCAACAAAACAUACUAAGCCACAUGACCGAUCCACAGAUGAGAUGGUACUUGAAGAAACUAGGAUUUCCAGGAAGAAAGAACAGAAGUUCAAAUACACAGAAGAAUUAAAGGGAACAUAUCAUGCUCAUUUUCCGGUUCAUACUUGUUUUUUGGGUUUCUACUAGAACAUGUUUACAUGCUUUAAUGUUAAAAAAACAUUAUUGUUCUCAUACGGUUUGUCUGAAUAUACCUGUAUUCAUCCUCUGUCUGAAACGCUCCGUUUUAACGCCUGUCUCUUUAAGCCCCAGUCUGCUCUGAUUGGCUGGCUAGGAAAAUAUGGUACACCUUCGCAAAGAUAAUUCUCAAGCCGUGGGCGAUAUAUCCUAAUGAGCAUGCAUGUGACAUAGGAAGGGGACCCAAAUGUGAACGGCUUGUUGAAUCACAUGUUUUCUGAUCUAGACAGUCAACAAAAACCUGACUGGGUUGUCUUGUUUCACAGUUUGUGGGUUGGUAGGAACUCCAGAUAUACCCAAAUGUAUGUACACACACACACUGAGAAAGUGAGUUUUUCAUGAUAAGUCCCCUUUAAAACACAGAAGCAAACAGAGAGUGGUAAAGCAUACAGUGGCAAACCUGACAAAAAGGGUUUGUAUGUUCCAGACCUAGAAAGCUCUGCUAGCCUUCACUCUCCAACACAGACCAGAGGAAUGACCAAAACCUCCUUUUGAUUUCAUAGCACUGCGUAGCAUUUGGGUUCAGUUCAGCGACUCGGCAGUAGUAGUAGAUUUUAAGGCAUUUUGUAGUGUGGUCCUACCUCAUUCUCAGCACUUUGAAACAUCUACCUUGACAGUCUCAAUAACUUAGUCUUAGUUUCUGAUACAAGGGGAACUUUGCUUGAAUGGGAUAGAUCUUUACCUCAGACUCAAUCUCUUCAAUCUUGAACCAACUUUCAAUGAAUCUGACUUCUCUGUGUGGUGUUUUGCUUAGAUACAGGUAACACCUGGCUUUUUCCCUUUAUAAUGACUACAUCUGCAGCACCUGUUAGCUUCUCUCUUAGUGGCUGUAUUACAGAGAUAGUCCUUAAUUCUGUUGUUUGCAUUCAACAACUACAGCUAGCACAUAAGGCUAUAUUAGUGCCCGAAGGUAACAAACAAAUUAGUUAGUGUGACGGAUAGUACGACCGCGUCUUAAAGGGACUCUAUGUAAGAAUCAGAAAUUGCUUGUUAACAGCGACACCUGUUGUAGUCUUGAUGCGAUUCAUUGUACAAAUGGAGAUAAUGCCGUGUAAACUUUUCUCUCAGUCUUUCCUUGAAGUUCAACCGCGGUGUUGGAUUCGGCAGUUCACACGAACAAUGACGAGUAUUUAUGUUACGAAUAAAACGAGAAAUUGAAAGAAUUGUCAGACAAUCUGACAAGCACUUAAUCUGCUCAUCCAGCAGGUGUAGGGCUCCAUGGAGCGAUUAUGAUUAAAGCACAACAAAACCUUGCUUAUUUGCCUUCAAUGUUGAUGCACCUUGAAACUCAUGGGUGCUGUAGUUGUUGAAUGCUAACACAACUGUUGCUAAAAUAUUAAGAUGUUACAUUUUGGGAUGAGAUUUUCACUUUUUGCUAAAGGACUAGUGUAGGACAUAGGAAAUCUGUUAUUUCCUCUUAGAAAUAUUGAAUCUCUGACUUGCUCUGCAGUGUUCAAUGUACAUGUACAAGCAUUAAACCUAACAUAGUUAAACGACUGUAUAUGACAUUGCUGUGGUAAUAAGCUAACUGAGGAUUUUUACUACUUCUUUACUGUCCACUUGCCCUGCUGUCACUGUAUUUUUCGUAUGAACAUAUUUCAUUUAGCUCUCUUUAGACUAGUAAUGAUUCCACUUGAAAACACUUUACACUAUGCAAAAUGUUUCACUGCCUCACUGUAAACACCGUACAGAGCCACACCGUUCUCAAACAGUUGUGUGUAAUAUCUUGGAACUUUUCUCUUUUAGCGCAUAUUUUCCAGUUUGUACAGAAAUGUAUGUUGUGUUAAAUAAGAACUGCUUUUUGUUAAUGAAGCUGACAGGAGCCAUUCGAUGUUUGAGAAAGCAUCAUAUUUUUUUGUUUUUUUGCUGUAAAUAUGUUUGACAACUUUUCUUGGAAUAAAUGAUCAAAAAUA